Coregonus sp. 'balchen' is the source of this 34038-nucleotide messenger RNA. NCBI's taxonomy places the organism in Eukaryota, Metazoa, Chordata, Actinopteri, Salmoniformes, Salmonidae. The record is from the annotation of a GenBank genome assembly.
AUGUGUUUCACUGCUGUCCUAGAGAGUGUGUAUGUUCGUGUGUAUGAGUUUGUGUGUGUGAGAGAGAGCAGGACCCAGUUCAAGGUGUGUGUAUGUGUGUGUGUGUGUGUGUGUGUGUGUGUGUGUGUGUGUGCGUGUGUGUGCCUGCCCUUCGUGUGUAAUUCUGCAGCCUCACAACAGUGUGGUCUUGUUUCUUGGUGGGAGGUAUGUGGUUAGUCCAUGUGGACACAGUAACCUGUGCAGAAUCAGAUAGGGAUCAAAAUGUUAACCCCCUCCUCCCCCUCUCUCUCUACCUCUCCAGAUCUUGGACGGGUCGGGCCAUGUAAAGUUCUGUGUGGAUGCCAGCGAGCCUGAUAUCGGGAGCUGGCUGAAGUGCAUCCAGUUUGCCCCCACGGCCCACCAGCACAACCUGACUCCGUGCCAGAUAGAUGAUCAGGUAUGUGGAGAGGAGACCGCCUUCCUGCCUACCACAGGGCCUCAGUGAACCCCCAUGUCCUGCCUGCCUGGCUGCCUGUUGUUGUGUUAGAAGGUGUUAUUGUGAUCUAGUUCAGAUAGCCCCUGUGCGGCCCACCCUGUGUUCAGUAUCAGCCCCCCUCUCCUCACACACACACACACACACACACACACACACACACACACACACACACACACACACACACACACACACACACACACACACACAAACACACACACACCGCCUCAGAGGGCCUAUCUCUAUGUUUUGUUUCUGUGUAAUUGUGUCUUGGCUUCGGCAUGUCGAGGACCACAGGGCCAGAUCACACACACCACACACACGGCUGCCGUGCUGAUAGUCACAGACACUUCACACAUGCUCGCACUGUAAACUUCCAGAUAUGUGUGCAAUGCCCCAUGGCGUUUUCUCUCCUCACCUGGGAGACAGGACAUGGGGGCCUACCUCCUACCUGACACAUAGGAGCAUUUUCACUUCACUCAUUCACUGGUUAAAUAGUAUUUUAUGGACUCAGACUACACACACACACACACACACACACACACACACACACACACACACACACACACACACACACACACACACCCUAUAGUAAGGGAGACCUUAUUUGACAUGGACAGUGCAUUCCAUGUCUUGAUGGAAGAUAAAUUGAUAGAAAAGUUUGCAUCACCUUUCAUUACUUCUUCAUAAAUAGUUUAUAAAUACUUGUAUAUGUUGCAAAUAACAGAAAAUGAAUCAGUUUCAAAUUUAAUAUUGAUGACUGGAUGUAAUUUGUAACUAGAAACAUUGUCAUCAUGAAUAUACCACUCAUGGACAUUAUUAUAACAUCACUAUAUCCUAUACAAAUGGUUAUUUAAUGUGUAUUUUGAGAGGAAGACAACUUCAGAUUCUUAUUUGAAACUGUAAUAUAAUGAAUCCCAAUUUGUGCGUCCCAAUUGUCACCCUAUUCCCUAUAGUGCACUAUGUAUGCCCCCUAUAUAAUGCAUUACUUUUGUCCAGAGCCCUGGACAAAAGUAGUGCACUAUAUAGGGAAUAGGGUGCCAUUUGAGACAUAACCAAUGUGAUGCUGUGUUUUAUGUAGCCUUCUGAUUGGCCCUCUCUCUGAGGUGUGACUGACUGUCAUCACUGUGGUUCUGCUCGGGUGGCUGUCUAAGCCUGGCCUGGGUCAUGGACAAGGCUGUGAUGAGAUUAUUGUUAGGUACCACACACUGUCACAACACUGUCUUCACGUCUUCCGGACACCCCUCAUGUUUUUCAUAACACACAGUAAUGGCUCCCGAAGCCUGUCUAGGCGUAAAUUACAUGUGUAAGGAUGGGUGUCUGGAAGGUCUGUCAGUUAUGUCUGUUUCUAUCAGAGUAUGAAUGUGUGUGUGUGUCUGUGUGUACGUCUGUGCAUGCAUACAUGUGGCUAUGUGUGUGCCUCUUUAUGCGUGCGCUGUGUAGGAUCUGGCCCUUUUUCAGGACUAUGUGAAUGUUCAUUGCGGUUCUGAUGGAUCCCAGUGCUCCUCAUCCUAAAGCUGGAUGUGAGAAAUGUAGUCCCUUACCUCCUUCCAACAGGUUUUACAGCUGCUGAGAAGUAAUGACUGUGAAGCCAGCCUGAAACCACAUAUUAUACCCUCUUACACAAUCAAUCCCACAUUGUGGACUAACCUGGCUUCAAUCCUCUUAUUUCUGACCUAGUCCUGUUUAUAAUAAAACUUUAUGUCCAAUCUCAAGAGGGUGAGGAGAGGAGAGGAAGAGGGGAGUGGAGGAAGGGAGGAGAGAGAAGAAAGAGAGAUAGAGGAACUAUUAGGGGUUCCUACUCGUGUGUGUGUGUGUGUGUGUGCGUUCCUGUGUGUGUGUGUGUGUGUGUGUGUGUGUGUGUGUGUGUGUGUGUGUGUGUGUGUUCGGCAUAGAGAAUAGCAAGGCUUGCAUAGUGCUGCAGCAGUAUGUUGUGUGUGAUCAUGUCUUAGCUGUAGGGUUUAAGAGGUGGUCAAAGUUAGCUAAUUAUGAACAUGAAUAACAUGUUAUUUAAAACGACCAAUAUUACCAUUAACAAUAACUAUUCAUUAACGCUCUGCAAUGCAGUCGGUGACUAUUGGGUCUUAUACAAUCAAUGAUCUGAGAUCAAUGAUCUGGGAGUAAAAACAGUUUUUUAGCACAGUAGUGGUGACUAAAACUGCUCUCUGGUCAGAUUCACCUGUGUUCAUCACUGAGCAUUAUACUUCAGACAUGAAGUAUAUUUAGUAUGGAGAUGUCUUAACCAUAUCCCACACAGACAGUAGCCUACAUGGGACAGGCUGAAGGGUAAAUGGAUUAGCGGUUUAAUUCUCAUGAUCUGACAAGUGACUAAAGACUCUUUCAUAAGACUGUGGAUGGAUAUGAGGGCUAAUCUCAUUAGCCAUAUUGAUUCUCCCACGCCGCACAAAGAGACAUGAAGUGGAUGAAUUGACUGUUUUAAUGUGUGAAAUGUUCUGUGAUCAUAGAAAUAGACUGGAGAGCUGAGUGUCUCAGUGUGGGAGUGCUGAUCUAGGAUCACUUUUGUCUUUUGGAUCAUAAUGAAUAUGAUUGUAUGGACAGGGAGGAACUGAUCCUAGAUCAGGGCCCGUAUUCACUAAGUGUUUCAGAGUAGGAGUGCUGAUCUUGAUUCAGUUAUCUAUUUUGGAUCAUAAUGAAUACAAUUACACUACAUGACCAGAAGUAUGUGGACACCUGCUCGUCGAACAUCUCAUUCCAAAGUCAUGGGCAUUAAUAUGGAGUUGGUCCCCCUUUGCUGCUAUAACAGCCUCCACUCUUCUGGGAAGGCUUUCCACUAGAUGUUGGAACAUUGCUGCGAUGACUUGCUUCCAUUCAGCCACAAGAGCAUUAGUGAGGUUGGGCACUGAUGUUGGGCGAUUAGGCCUGGCUCGCAGUCGGCGUUCCAAUUCAUCCCAAAGGUGUUCGAUGGGGUUGAGGUCUGGGCUCUGUGCAGGCCAAUCAAGUUCUUCCACACCAAUCUCAACAAAUCAUUUCUGUACGGACCUCGCUUUGUGCACAGGGGCAUUGUCAUGUUGAAACAGGAAAGGGCCUUCCCCAAACUGUUGCCACAAAGUUGGAAGCACAGAAUCGUCUAGAAUGUCAUUGUAUGCUGUAGCGUUAAGAUUUAUCUUCACUGGAACUAAGGGGCCUAGCCCAAACCAUGAAAACAGCCCCAGAAUAUUAUUCCUCCUCCACCAAACUUUACAUUUAGCACUAUGCAUUCGGGCAGGUAGCGUUCUCCUGGCAUCCGCCAUACCGAGAUUCGUCCGUCGGACUGCCAGAUGGUGAAGCGUGAUUCAUCACUCCAGAGAACGCAUUUCCACUGCUCCAGAGUCCAAUGGCGGCGAGCUUUACACCACUCCAGCCGACACUUGGCAUUGCGCAUGGUGAUCUUAGGCUUGUGUGUGGCUGCUCGGCCAUGGAAACCGAUUUCAUUAAGUUUCCGACGAACAGUUCAUGUGCUGACGUUGCUUCCAGAGGCAGUUUGGAACUCGGUAGUGAGUGUUGCAACCGAGGACAGACGUUCUUUGAGCCACUUCGUGGCUGAGCUGUUGUUGCUCCUAGACGUUUCCACUUCACAAUAACACCACUUACAGUUGACUGGGGCAGCUCUAGCAGGGCAGAAAUUUGACGAACUGACUUGUUGGAAAGGUGGCAUCCUAUGACGGUGCCAUGUUGAAAGUCACUGAGCUCUUCAGUAAGGCCAUUCUGCUGCCAAUGUUUGUCUAUGGAGAUUGCAUGGCGGUGUGCUCGAUUUUAUACACCUGUCAGCAAUGGGUGUGGCUGAAAUAGCCGAAUCCACUAAUUUGAAGGGCUGUCCACAUACUUCUGUAUAUAUAGUCUAUAAAGAGAGGGAGGACCUGAUCCUAGAUCAGCACUCUGGCUGGUGGCUGGCAUACCUGCUAGAUGACCUCUCUGAGAGGAAGGAUGUUGGAGGAACAAAGAGGGUGUGUCAGUGUACCGAGGAAAAUCGGAUUCUUUGUUUGCACUGGUGACUAAUGAUGUCAAGGUAACCAACUUCUCCAAGAUAAUAGCCUCUGAAAUGUCUGAGGUUAUGACCUCUAUAAGAAACAGAGGAGAGAGAGAGAGAAGAAGAGCGAGAGAGGGAGAGUGCAUGUUUGUGCAUGUGUCUGCUCAUGUGUUUGUCUGUGUGUGUGUGUGUGUGUGUGUGUGUGUGUGUGUGUGUGUUUGUGUGUAUGUGUAUUUGUCUACACUACCGGUCAAAAGUUUUAGAACACCUGCUCAUUCAAGGGUUUUUCUUAAUUUUUACUAUUUUCUACAUUGUAGAAUAAUAGUGAAGACAUCAAAACUAGGAAAUAACACAUAUGGAAUCAUGUAGUAACCAAAAAAGUGUUAAACAAAUCAAAAUAUAUUUGAGAUUUGAGAUAGCCACCCCUUGCCUUGAUGACAGCUUUGCACACUCUUGUCAUUCUCUCAACCAGCUUCAUGAGGUAGUCACCUGGAAUGCAUUUCAAUUAACAGGUGAGCCUUCUUAAAAGUUUAUUUGUGGAAUUUCUUUCCUUCUUAAUGCGUUUGAGCCAAUCAGUUGUGUUGUGACAAGGUAGGUAGGGUAUACAGAAGAUAGCCUUAUUUGGUAAAAGACAGAGUCCAUAUUAUGGCAAGAACAGCUCAAAUAAGCAAAGAGAAACGACAGUCCAUCAUUACUUUAAGACAUGAAGGUCAGUCAAUACGGAAAAUCUCAAGAACUUUGAAAGUUUCUUCAAGUGCAGUCGCAAAAACCAUCAAGCGUUAUGAUGAAACUGGCUCUCAUGGGGACCGCCACAGUAAUGGAAGACCUAGAGUUACCUCUGCUGCAGAGGAUAAGUUCAUUAGAGUUACCAGCCUCAGAAAUUGCAUCCCAAAUAAAUGCUUCACAGAGUUCAAGUAACAGACACAUCUCAACAUCAACUGUUCAGAGGAGACUGUGUGAAUCAGGCCUUCAUGGUCGAACUUCUGCAAAGAAACCACUGCUAAAGGACACCAAUAACAAGAAGAGACCUGCUUGGGCCAAGAAACACGAGCAAUGGACAUUAGACCAGUAGAAAUCUGUUCUUUGGUCUGGAGUCCAAAUUUGAGAUUUUUGGUUCCAACCGCCGUGUCUUUGUGAGACGCGGUGUGGGUGAACGGAUGAUCUCCGCAUGUGUAUUUCCCACUGUAAAGCAUGGAAGAGGAGGUGUUACGGUGUGGGGGUGCUUUGCUGGUGACACUGUCUGUGAUUUAUUUAGAAUUCAAGGCACACUUAACCAGCAUGGCUACCACAGCAUUCUGCAGCGAUACGCCAUCCCAUCUGGUUUGGGCUUAGUGGGACUAUCAUUUGUUUUUCAACUGGACAAUGACCCUACACACCUCCAGGCUGUGUAAGGGCUAUUUUACCAAGAAUGAGAGUGGUGGAGUGCUGCAUCAGGUGACCUGGCCUCCACAAUCCCCCGACCUCAACCAAAUUGAGAUGGUUUGGGAUUAGUCGGACUGCAGAGUGAAGGAAAAGCAGCCAACAAGUGCUCAGCAUAUGUGGGAACUCCUUCAAGACUGUUGGAAAAGCAUUCCAGGUGAAGCUGGUUGAGAGAAUGCCAAGAGUGUGCAAAGCUGUCAUCAAGGCAAAGGUGGCUAUUUGAAGAAUCUCAAAUAUAAAAUACAUUUCGAUUUGUUUAACACUUUUUGGGUUACUACAUGAUUCCAUAUGUGUUAUUUCAUAGUUUUGAUGUCUUCACUAUUAUUCUACAAUGUAUAAAAUAAUAAAAUAAAGAAAAACCCUUGAAUGAGUAGGUGUUCUAAAACUUUUGACCAGUAGUGUAGGUACCUAUCCUCAGUGCCUCCUUGUGUGUAAUGUUAGCCCAAUCCCCCAUUGAUAAGGCCAAGUAAUGAAGUCUACUAAUGAUUGUGUAUCCUCUGGCUCUUGGGGCUGUCUCCCCUCAGUGGUUCCCUUCUAGUCCAAAGGUGUGGCUGGCUGGACCUCACAGUGUGAACUCAAACACCACUGUUCUUAUCUAGCUCUCUGUUAUUUCUAGCCACUGUCCGUUUACAGCCCCAGACUAGGCUUCUCUCACUCUGUGUCAGCCUGCCCUUAUAGGGGCAACUCAUAAGGCUUUUUGAGAGGAGUUGGAGAUCUGUACAGUGCAGAAAUGUACAACCAGUGUGUGUGUUUGUGUGUUUGUUUGUGUGUGUGUGCUUGCGUGUGUGUGUGUUUCGGGGUGUGUACGGUAUGUUUGUUUGUGUGUGUUUGAGUGUUUGUCUGUGGCGGCCCAUAGGGAAGGGGUGUUGCUGAGGGGAAUUCCCCCAUGUUGGCACUCACUGCAAUGCCUGUGUGCCAGAUUGUGCAUCAUCUGCACAAGUGCAGCGAUACUAGCUACAGUAACUUAAACUCGUUCCCCGCGGCCGCUGCCACAUUCUGCCCCCUGUGUGCCACGGUCCAUUAGCGGCUGUAACCUAGUCUGAUCCUAGAUCAGUUUGUACUGUCUUGCCAACUCCUUGUCACUCAUUGUCACGCAAGACAGCACAAAUAGAUCUGGGAUCAGGCUAACUGUACCUCUGAUAGCUUUUCAAAGAGUCCCCCUAAAAGACCCUAUCAGUCUCUGAGGGCGGAAUCCCUGCAGCCCAAGACGGCUGUUUCAACUGCUCUUUUAUUGUUCCCAACCAUCAAUAUUAUUGUGGCCUGUUGGUGUGAGGGAAAGUCCUGGACCGAGAGCUGUCGACUGCUCUAGACCGGCAGGAAGGAGCUGGGAGGGGGGUGAGGGGGUGAGAGGGGGGUCUAAACAGACGAGGGGGGCACCUGAGAGAGCUAGCCGCUCGGCUAUUGGGACUCUCUCAGUUCCCUGCAUUCUCCUCCUGAACAAUGGGGUCGAGGCUGGCUCCCCUCUGACCAGGCCGCUUGGCCCUCGCCCUCGCUGCCGCCGCGCCGCACUGAUGUCAUGGCGAGCCGGGUAUGUUAUCUCCCAGGGCCAGUGUCCCUGUGACCCGCGCCCUUCCCAGAAGACUCCCCUGUCACAUUUCUAAUAACCCCCCCCCCCCCCCCUUCCCGUCCAAAUGUCACCACGGUGCUGUAAGGGAAGUUAAUAAGUUAAACCUUCAAGGCGUGCCAAAAAUAACGCCAUCUGUGAUUGUUUGGGAGAGCAUCUAUUGUGUUCGUAUGGGAAGUCCCAGAGAUCUCAGGGUCUCUCAGAUGACCCAUUCACUAAACACCUUGGAGUCUGUGGAUUGUGUGUGUAUUGUGUAGUAGUGUGUGUGUUUGUUUAUGGCGUAGCGUAUAUGCUGUGCAUGUAAAUGUUUGCAUGUGAGUAUGUACUGUAUACGUGUAGCUCCACAGGUAGUCAUGUAACCUUAGUACUGUACAUCUCUCCAUAUUUUUGUCACUCAAUGCACUAUGAGCAUAUAACGGUCCUUUUUGAAAAAGCAUAGAAUGGUACUGGUAUAGAGUGGACAGGUGGAGUUUUGGCUACUUUAUAUACACACACACACACACACACACACGUGUACACACCACACACACACACGUCACAAAUACGUCACCAUGCACUGCAGCAGUAAGACAUCUCUCCACACCUUUUACUGCCUCUUCCUCUGUGGUCCAGCCGUGUUGAGAGCAUUCUGGUCCCACUACUGACGUAUUGUAUGGCCAUCUCUGCUUCACGCUCAGCCCCCAAUAUCCUCCCUAAUCUCUAAACUCUGUGUGUGUGUGUUGAGUCAAAGUUUGUUUGCUUUCUGCAUCGGUGUGUUUUUGUUUCAGUAAAGUGGAUGUGAGUGUGCUAUAUGGUGUUGGUUGACAAAGUUUUGUGUGUAUGUGUGUAUUCAUGUAUGUAUAUACUGUAAUUUCAUAUGUUUAAAUCUGUGUGUGUGUGGAUUUUGCAGAUCUUCUACAGAGUGACUCGAGAGAUCCAACCAGGAGAGGAGCUGCUUCUGUUCAUGAAGGCAGAGGAGUAUUCAUGUAACACCAUGGCUCCUGAUAUGCACGGUCAGUUGACACACACACACACACACACACACACACACAAACAACACACACACAUACACACACACAUAAUAAACAACACACACACAACACACACACAAACCCACACACACACAGACCCCUAAGAUAUUCCUCCCCUUCCUUCCCCCUGUCCAGAGGAGAGACAGUAUCGCUGUGAGGAUUGUGACCAGCUCUUUGAGUCUGUCUCUGAGCUGCUGGACCACCAGAAGGUUCCAUGUGGGACGCCCACCUCAGCCUUCCUGGGGAACCCUGGAGGGGACAGUAGUGACCUGGAGGGCCCCGAGGACCUGGAGUCCCACGACCUGCACCUGUCCCACAGCCUCAGCCACGACGGCCCCCAGGAGUGUAAGGAGUGUGACCAAGUGUUCCCCGACCUCCAGAGGUGAGAAGGUGUCCUCCUUCCCCCUUGUUGAUAGGACUGGGAAAACUCAGGGCCCCUCAGCUCAGGACCCCUCUAUGUCACUCAACCUGCACCACCCUCACACGCCUGAUGAUGGCUGCAUAUCAACUGCACAUCAACUUGAAUCUAUAGUUGUCUUGAUGAUAAUAUUGUAGUGAAUGGCGACAGUUGCAAUGUCAUUUUAACUAUUAUUGAUCCUGGGUAAGGUCUUUGUUUGCACACUUCGUUCAUUUUACAUCAUUGGGUUGUUUUUAGUUGAGAGGCUAGUGAGGCAGAGGGUUGUAAUAAUGUUCUUGUGUCUGUCUGUCUGUCUGUCUGUGCGUCUCUCCUGCAGUCUGGAAGCUCACUCUCUGUCUCACUCGGAGGAGAGGGAAUACAAGUGUGACCAGUGCCCCAAGGCCUUCAACUGGAAAUCCAACCUGAUUCGUCAUCAGAUGUCACAUGAUAGUGGCAAGCACUACGAAUGUGAAAACUGCACAAAGGUACAGUCAUGUACCUGCUCAAAGGUACAGUUGUGUUUGGGUGGGGUAGGUGGGUGUAUGUUACUAGAGCAGGGUUCUCCAUCCCUGUUCCUGGAGAGCUACCAUCCAGUACGUUUUCACUCUAACCCUAAUCUAGUGCACCUGAUUCUAAUAAUUAGCUGAUUGAUAAGACUGAAUCAGGUUAGGUACAACUGGGGUUGGAGCGAAAACCUACAGGAGGGUAGCUCUCCAGGAACAGGGUUGGAGAGCCCUGUAUUAGAGUUUAUUUUGAGUUUAAUUGAACAUGUGAACAAGUGUAUGUGCAUGAUUGUGCCUGUAAAUGAAUGCAUCUCCUACAUGUACUGUAUCCAUAGUCGCAGAUGGGUAACCCCCCCGUGUGUCCCCUCGUCCGUCUCCCCCCAGCAGGUGUUCACAGACCCCAGUAACCUGCAGAGGCACAUCCGCUCGCAGCACGUGGGGGCGCGGGCUCACGCCUGUCCCGAUUGCGGGAAGACCUUUGCAACGUCCUCUGGCCUGAAGCAACACAAGCACAUCCACAGCAGCGUCAAGCCCUUCAUAUGUAAGUCACUCAGACCCUUCAUAUGUAAGUCUGCACGCUUUUUCCACAUAUUCUACUAGCUUGUUAGAACUCAUUUAGAAAAAUCGCUAAAACGGCCCUUCUCUUAUGUUCUCACCUGUCAUAAUAACUAGUUGACAUAUUAGUUACUACAUGAUAGAUUAUAACGCAGUCCCAUACCUAUUUUGACCCUCUAAUUGUUUUAAAGGGGAAUUUCACUUGAAAACCAUUUCUUCAUAUAUUCUUCAUUAGUCCACUUUUGAUACAGUCCCAGGAAAUUGUGCAUGUCAACAUUCAAGUUUUGAAGAUAUGUUGCUUCCAGUCUCCUGUAGCCCAAAAUCAAGCAAAACAUCUCAUUAGGAUCCAUUUAGCAUAAUCAUGAGACUUUUCCAGGAAGUAAACACAGGUCUUCUAUUAUAAUAGCUUUGAGGUUUGUACAUACAGUAUAUGUGCAAAAUAAUAUAUUAAUGGUACACUGAUGAGAAAAAUAUGAAAAAGUGGUUUUAGGGUCAAAUGCCCCUUUAUUUUGAAAGUGGCAUGUUGAUUGUGGUAAUAUGUACAUAUCUAUAAUCUACAAGAUUGCAAAAGGAGAACAUUAAAUGUUUCAUUCCACAGGGGAGUGCUAUUUAGAAGGAAAAUGGCAUUUCUGUUAUUAGCUGAAGAACAGCAGUACCUGUUCCAUGCCCCCAUCUCAGCAACCGCACACCUUGCUGACCCAAUGACCCCUAACAAUGACCUCACACUAUGACCUCACGUUUUAACCCUACUGUUGUCCCACACAUUGACCUGUUCGACCAGCCGAGACCCCCCUGUUGACCCCAGAGCUCCUAUCUUUGACCCCACUCUCUCUCACACUCCCUGUAAAUGCCAACCCCUGUGGUCUAACAUUAAAACCACACCACAACACAUAAUGACCAGGCGCCAGUUCUGCUUUUCAGAGAAAACAUAUUUUUAGAGUUUUCCCUUGUUAGGUCAAGUAGUCAGGAACAUUUCCUGGCCCUAAUAAUGAUUUCUCACACUUUCACCUCACACACCAAAGCACAAUGACCUUCACCCUUUGACCCCAUCUCCGUGACCCCACACACAGGGCAGAGGGGCUGGGUCUGCCUGCGGACCCCCAUCUCCCCUCUCCCCCUCCAAACGCACCAUUCCACACAAAUAGCAACCACAUGUCCCCUCCAUCGUGCUCCGAAUGGGAGUCCAUUUGCACUAAUCAGCUGAAAAUAUGCAGGUUUAAAAACAGCUAAUGCCUGUGUAAAAAGACAGAACACCCUCUGCCCUGACAGAUGUGUUAGAGACCGUGUGUGUCCGUCCUCUGUGUUUGUUUGUCUGUGUGAACAACAUGUCUGUCAGCGUACUGUAUUGUAUACGUGUGUGUCCACGUGUGUGUCAAUGUGUGUGUCCGUGUGUGUGUCCGUGUGUGUGUGCCUGUGCAUAUGUUUGUCUGUGUGUGCGUGUGUGUCUGUCAGCGUACGUGCCUGCGUGUGUCCAUGCCUGUGUGUGUGUGUGUGUGUGUGUGUGUGUGCAUGCAUGUGUGUGUGUGUACCAAGGUAGAAAGCCUGUGCCUGUGGUUGUCUGUAGAGCACUCCGGCCCUGAUCAUUCAUUCAGACACAUGGGGCUGUCUUACUCAAAGCUGCUCUUCACAGGAAUGUGUUUAUAAUAUUUAGUUACAGUUUAUGGAGACCUGACAAAACACACGUGUGGAGUGGAUCAGGUCCCUCACACACUGUGUGUCAUUUGUGUCUGUUGUAAGUCUGUAAAUGUCAUGAGUGUGAGAUUUACAGCCACUGGUUUCUACUCGUUCUACAACAGAGAGGAAACGGAUAACAACACCCAUGUUAGCCAACGAGCCUCAGGCUCAUAAAAUAUUUACACCUAGACUCAACAUCUCUUGAUCAAUUAUGACAUUGACUCCUUCGAAAACAUUAUCAUUCAUUCUGAGACCUUUGCCCUAGAUUCGAAGAAUGUUAAUUAUUACGGCAAGGUAUGCACGUCAUUGUCUUACACAAGUUUCCCAAUACAUUUCCAUACCACCAUAUGAAAAAAAUCAAAGAACUUUAGACUACAUACUGUAUAUUGUGAUGAGUAAAUAUUUGAAUCAAUAUAAAGUUAUAGAUUGCAAUAUUGUUCAAUAUCAUACAUAUUAUUUAAGAGUAUGUUUUGAUAUUAAAUUGUCAUCCGCUUUCCAUUUUUACGGAUGUAGAAUAAAUAAUAGAGAAAUAGAGAAUUCCAAUAGAGAAUAUGAAACAGAAUGACUAUUAUCCAGAUGCUACUGUAUAGAUAUGAUCUCUAUAUGACUGUUUAUUUUUAUCUAGCUAUCAUCUAGCCCAGGGGUCUCCAACCUUUUCUAGCAUGAGAGCUACUUUUUAAAAAAUGAAACAUGUGGCGAGCUACUCAGAAGACCUUUUAUUUUUGUCUGGAAGAAAACAAAAAAAUAUAUUUUUUAGUGUAAUUCCCCUUUAAUUGCGCAUCUGGCCCUUUAAUUGCGCAUCUGGCCCUUUAAUUGCGCAUCUAGCGAGUGUGGAAUGAUGGUUCUGUACUGCUGCUGCUCAUUUCAUGGCAAAGUUUGCAAAUAACAAAUAAUAGAUACAAAUGAUAUACUUACUCAUUAUAUACUUCUGCCAGGUGAGCCUACUUUGCAGUUAACAUUUAAUUGAGAAAGUUUUUGGGAAAGUAUUUCUGUUAACCCACAACAUGGUUAUCACAUAAACUGGCUACACACAAAGUGAUAGACAAAGGUGCGAAACCACACAGACAGACGGGGCAAUAUUGCUGGAAAUUAAUUGGCAGACUUUAGCUUUUUAAUCCAAUAGUGGCUAACCAGGGGUGAGAUUUGUUUAUGACAGUUUUUGGUGGAAAACAUGAAAGAUUGCAUGUACUUUCAGAAUUGUUUGGCGAGCUACUUAUAUGUGGGUUGUGAGCUGCUGGUAGCUCGCGAUCUAACUGCUGGAGAACCCUGUCUAGCCACUAUGUUCUGUUCAACAAUGUGGUCUGCCACAUAGCAGGGUGGUGUCCAUGGGGUCAGACAGGGAAGGGACUGUGGGACUGUGGGAAGGUUACAGUGAGCUAGAUGACAGGGACAGGGUGAGGGGGACCCGGCCAGGGGGGAGUGGGGGGUGAGGGACGAGGUGGGCAGCGGAGGACGUGAGCCCUGUCCCUGGGAACCGGACCUACAGGAUAGGAUUCAUUCAACUCUGCUUCCUUCACAGGCUCAAAAUAGAGCCAUUGUGCCGUGUGUCUGCAAGUGAGUCUGUGUGUGUAUGUGUGUGUGUCAUGUGUUAUGUGAUAUUUUAAUAUCUGUGAAUGUGUCUGCAUAUAUCUGUCUGUGUGUGUGUGUGUGUGUGUGUGUGUUCAUGUGUGUGUUUUUGUCUAUUGUGAGUUAUGUGAAUAUCUAUGAAUGUGUAUGCAUGUCUGUGUGCACACGCAUGUGUAUGUACGUGUAUGUGUGUACCCGUGUGUGUUUGUUUACGGUCUCCUUGGGAGUCUGACCCUGGAGGUGCAUUGUGUUUGAUGUGCAGGUGAUGGAUUCCACUGACUCAGUCUCAGCCCGAGGAACAAAGUCCCAUGACAAUGCCAGGAUCUGGCGACUCAUCUCAUCCCCCCCCUCACCUCACUGAAAUAACAUUAUCAAACUAGGACAUCUUACACUCAGCCAGUCUCUCAUGUACUGUAGUCCCCCAUCCUGAAAUGCAUGUGUAGUGUCACGACUAAAGCCUGGAGGUUUUCCUUACUACUGGAUCUAAGGGAAAACUCUUGGCCCUUGUGGUCAGAGAUGUACUCUGUGUAUGUAUGGUGUGUGUGUGUGUGUGCGUGUGUGUGUGUGUGUGUGUGGUGUUGGACAUGUCUCUGAGUGCCCCGUGUCUGUCUCCCUCUCCCUGCAGGCGAGGUGUGCCACAAGUCCUACACGCAGUUCUCCAACCUAUGCCGCCACAAGCGCAUGCACGCCGACUGCCGUACCCAGAUCAAGUGUAAGGACUGUGGACAGAUGUUCAGCACCACCUCCUCCCUCAACAAGCACCGGCGCUUCUGUGAGGGCAAGAACCAUUUCACGGCAGGGGGGUUGUUUGCCCAUGCCCAGGGCAUGUCCCUCCCCGGUGUCCCUGGUGCCAUGGACAAGGCCGCUAUAGGUGGUAUGGGGCACAGCAGCGCCAGCCUGGCAGACUACUUUGGGAACCGGCACCACAGCGGCCUGACGUUUCCGACCGCCCCUGGCUUCCCCUUCAGCUUCCCGGGCCUGUUCUCCUCUGGACUGUACCACCGACCCCCCCUCAUCCCGGCCACCUCCCCAGUCAGACGGCCCCCAGGUCCCGGUACGGAGCACAGCAAGAGCCCCCUCCUGUCGCCCAGCCCCGGAGCCCAGGAUGCCAGAGAGCUGCUCAAGACCCUCCGCAAGGAGGCAUCGCCCGGCAAUGAGCUGCCACAGGGGACAGAGCAGCGACAGGCCCAGGGCUCCUCCUCCAAGCAGAGGCACGGCGGCGGCAAGAUGAGCAGCCAAUCGGAGAGCAGCGACCUGGAUGACGUGAGCACGCCCAGUGGGAGCGACCUGGAUACCACGUCAGGCUCGGAUCUGGAGAGCGACAUGGAGAGCGAAGGCCAGCGGGAGAGGGCACCCCGGGAGAACGGGAAGGGGCCCGAAGAGGAAGGCGGGCGGAGGCCCCCAGAGCCCCACCACCCUGACCAGUAACCACACUAAGGAGUUCCAAGGCCCCGCCUUGUUCCCUCCCUCGCUGGAUGAGCACACGGCUGUCUCAGGGGGCGGUCAAUGACUCCAUCAAGGCCAUCGCCUCCAUCGCUGAGAGGUACUUUGGCUCCACGGGGCUGGCGGGCCUGCAGGACAAGAAGGUAGGCGCCCUGCCCUACCCCUCCAUGUUCCCCCUGCCCUUCUUCCCAACCUUCUCCCCACCCGUCUACCCCUUCCCAGAGAGAGAGCUCAGACCUCCAGGCCUCAAGGGGGAGCCCCAGUCCCCACCUGACGAACCCACCAAGAAGGGCCAGAGCAGGACCUCUGAGUCGCCCUUUGACCUUACCACCAAGCGCAAGCAGGAGGAGAAGGUCCCCGCCCCCUUCGCCCCCGUCUCCAAUUCCAAACCGGAGGCCUCCCCACGUUCCACCAAUCAGGACCAGCCGCUGGAUCUGAGCAUGGGCGGCACCAGGAACCGCGGCAGUAGCCGCGCCCCCCGGAGGGAGGAGUCAAAGAAGAUCCACGUAUUUGGAGAAGACAAGGCAGGGGUGGAGCUUCCUAAAGCCGACACCUCUCUGCAGCACGCCAGGCCCACCCCCUUCUUCAUGGACCCCAUCUACAGGUACUGUGAAUCUCUAGAACUAAACCUCACCAGUUCAAAUAUCACUCACUAUCAGUCUCAUUUAGACCUAUUGUGUGUUAUUAUAUUCUGUGUUAGCAAUAUGUGUCUUUAACUUCCUAUAUGUAAGCCUCCUGUAGCUCAGUUGGUAGAGCGUGGCGCUUGCAACGCCGGGGUUGUGGGUUCGAUUCCCACGGGGGACCAGUAUAAAAAAUUUAUGCACUCACUAACUGUAAGUCGCUCUGGACAAGAGCAUCUGCUAAAUGACUAAAAUGUAAAUGUACUUUUUCCUAUAUUGUUGGAUGUAAAUGUAUUUUAGAGUGUCGGUGUCUAAGAACUGAUAGAGUUGUAAUAUUAGCAGGGUUGAGAAGAGGAAGAUGAACGAUCCGUUUGAGGCUCUGAAAGACAAGUACAUGCGGCCCGCCCCCGGCUUCCUCUUCCAUCCACAGGUAGGUCCUGUCCUGUUCUAUCUCAGUGUUACUGUAGCUUCACAAAGACAGCCAGACCAGGGGCCCUUUUUGGUUUUGAGGCCCAGGCUCGGUGAGGCGAUCUGGGGUUGGUCUGGGGGUGGUCCGAAGUGGUCUGGUUCUGAUGGGGACCAGAGGCAGUGUUCAGUCUGAUCGGGUCUGGUCUGUCCUGUUCUCAGCUAUCUGAACCAGAUGUGUGAGAAUGUGGAAGACUGAAAAGGGCACAAAGUGGCACAUCCUCACAUAGGUGUCUUUGACUAAAAUAUAUAAGAUGAUACCCUUUAAAAGUCCCUGAAUUUUGCCCCCGGACUCUGCGCUGCCUGUGAUUUCUCUAUCGUGUGUAGCGUGACUCAAUGUGUACUGAUGUGCUUUGACAUUCGUGUGAAAAAGUGAAAACAUUUUCUCAGGGCUUGGUGUUUUUUACUGACCGUUUCAGGCCUGGUUUUUACUGGCUGUUUGAGUCGUUCUGAUUUAUGUCCCCUCUCCACACUCUGUGAACCAGUCUCUAACUCUGUAACGCCACAUGGCCGUGGCACGUGGCUUAAUGAGGUGUCCUAUCAGUAGAAACAGAAACAGCAUUUAGGCCAUUUUUAUUACUUUACGAUGUUUAGACACACAAAUCAGUCACAGAAACACUCUGGCCACAGGGGCUCUUUAUUUAUUUAUUUGCAGUUGUACAUUUUCGGGUUAGGGGUUUGUUACCAAGUCACCUGACCCCCUUGUGACAUCAUCAUCCCCCACCCAAUGCCCAAUGCCCAAUCAAAAGCUGUUAAUCCAUGGUCUACUUCCUGGUUCUGACUGAUCUUUUCCUUCUGUCCCGCCCCUCAGUUUCGUAUGCCAGAUCAGAGAUCCUGGGUAAGUUUCCUCUACACCUAUAUGUCUCUGUGCUUCAUGUAAAUGUCUGAAAAUUAUAUUUAGGCCUGGGAUUUCUAGCUGGGUUCCACCCUGUACUGCUAACGGCACUGAGGGUUCUAUAUAUAUUUGCUUAUUUGGAGAGUGAGGCAGGGCUGUUGGAAUGGGCACAGAGCGGGUGAGACGAGGGGGGGAAGACAGGGGGGACUGCUCUGCAUCAGCGCGAGGGUAACAGUCUCUUAGGGACCCAGGGAGGGAGGGGGAGUUCCUCCCUCCGACAUCUGUUUCCAGAUAAGAUCAACAAUUGAGAAUGCAUCUCGCUAAUUAAGGCGCUCUCAGCAUCACUGACAUCUGAAGAUAACCAAUCAACAGCUGGCCCCACAGAGACACUACGGCAACAAGCAAGUUCAUCUAAAGGGGAUUUUGGGGGGAUCACAUUUAAGUAAAUGUGUAGACAUUUAUCCUCCAUGUUCCCACAAUUACACUUCUCACAAUCUGUAUUAUAUCAAAUGAGAUCUAGUGAACCUGACUUAAAAUCAAUAAAAUCUCAAAGGCUUUAGAGCCGUUUGUUCUGAUUUUGACUUAUCUCACCGGUAGUAGACGAUACAGAUAGUUCUCACAGAGGGAGGAACAAAACUGAACUGAACAGCCAGAGAGGAAGGAGAAUGAGUGUGUAUCAGAGCGAGGGUUGCCUCAGUAGACAGAAGAACAGCCAGGGUGGGCUAGCUGUUUCAGCCUCAGCCUCUUGCUCUCAAACUAAAAUGUCUUAUCUUGCACGACGGCUCAAUACAGCGGACAGUUUUAGGGCUCCUAAUGCGCGGGCGAGUUAUGGCCUCUCAUUGAGUAAGGAGGGAAACAAACUGAGCUUUAGCCCCCACGCCCGUAAAGAGCCCCAAUGAAAUACAUAUUGCACAUUCACAAGAAAUAUGGAAGCAUUCCACCCCCACCUUCCCCUCCCGUUCCCCUCCUCACGAGGGAGCCUUUGAUUCACAGCACGGAGCAUUGGCAUAUUCAUAAUCAAACGGACCUGACACCCACAUCCUCCCGGAGUCGGAACUUUACACCUGGCCGUCACUCUUAAUCAGCCCUGGCCUAUAAAGUCUGUGGUCGUUCAUCAUCGAUCAGUCUCUCCAUCUCUGUUUUCUCUCUGCUCUUUUUCUCAGAGUGGAACACCCAAUAUUUCUUACUCACUCUCUCUCUCCCUAUAUAUAUAUACAAUAUAUACUGUAUCUCUCUCUCUCUCUCUCUCUCUCUCUCUCUCUCUCUCUCUCUCUCUCUCUCUCUCUCUCUCUCUCUCUCUCUCUCUCUCUCUCUCUCUCUCUCUCUCUCUGUGUGUAAAGUCUCAGAGUAACAUGGGGCUGGAACAGUGAGAUGGAAUGUCAGGUGGUGAGCAGGGCCCGUGGCGCUGCCGGAGGACCAAUCACCACUGAUUUGUUGCCUUAUUGAAAUAAGAAUAAGGAACACACUAAAAAUUCAAUACACGCAAAACAAUGCAAAUUUGUGGCACCUUAAAAAAGAAAGCUGUCCUGUGCGAGAUAGGCUGACAGGCCCCGCAGCCUGCUGGGACAUCCCCCCCCACCUCCCUCCUUCCUCUUCUCCUCCCCCAUCCCUCCAUCCCGCCCCUCUCAGCACAGCGAUAUCAUUAUUACCCGUGUCUGGCCCUUGAUCAGUAAUGUCAACAUCUUUCAUAUUGACGAAUGUGCUGUCUGCCUGCAUUGUGCACCGAAUGGUUUACAGCCCAGCAGUGGACAUGAAUCACACACACACACACACACACACAUAGAGAAAGCAAGCACACAGACACACAUUCUCACACAUUAACACACUCUCUUUCUUUCUCUCACACACACAAACACACACAUUCUCUCACAGACAUUGUUGGUAGUUAAUCAACUAUGACCACCAUGCAGCACACAUACACACACAAACACUAACACACUCAUACACACACACAAACACUAACACACACAUACACAUCAUCUGACAAGUACAUGUAUUUCCACUUUCCUCCAAGGAUUUUACGCAUAUUUGAUGAAAGCAAAUGUUAGCCUUCAUUAGUAAAUUGUAUACAGUGUGUGUGUGUGUGUGUGUGUGUGUGUGUAAAACAGAGUUGAUUACAGUCAUAUACCACCUGACCUGACUUCCACUGACCACUAGUGGUGGAAUAAAGCUGCAUAAUAUUCCCAUAUACAAUACCCUAAUACCAGCCCUGGAAAGGACAAUCAAUAAUACUCUGAUCUGUGUAAAGUACAGUAUUGGUUUCUAUCUUCAAUAUGGCCUAGUUUGAAUACAGCCUUGGUUUAUGGUGUCUCAAUUCAAUGCCAGGCAGAGCCUCUCUCUGAAGGACUAUACUCAUGUUGUCACAUCAUGCCCCCUUUGCUCUGCUUAUAUGCACUGCUGUCACUAGUUUCGGGGGCAACUUGGGGAGUCUUUUGGGACAUUGGGCUGUAUUAUUGACUCCCUUGGUUGCACAUCAUUCUGGUGGGUGGCAACAGAAAAUAACCCUAACCUAAUGUGUCCGGCUCCACCCAAAAAACUUUUCCCGUCAACAAAGACAGAUCUAUAAUCUCUAGGAACAGUACUUAUCAGUUGUAUCAAAUAAUCCUGCCUAGUUAGACAGUGGGCUGCCAUUAGACCAUGCACUUCACGCAACACUUCCUACCACGUAAUCUACCACUGUCUGUACAGCAGGAAUGUGGUGCGGUUUGGACAAAAGUUGGAUUCAGACCUUCAUUUGAAAGUGAAGGACACAUUUAACCUUAAAACUGGUAAGUAGUGUUCUAGAGACUAUAGAUAUGCCUUUGUUGAUGGGAAACUUAUUUUUUUGUUAAGCCGCACACAUUAGGUUAGGGAAUGAUGCGCAACCAAGGGAGUCAAUAAACAACCCAAUGUCCGGAAAGACUCCAGAAGUUGCCCCUGAAGUUAUACUGAAACCUGCCAGAUGGUCAAUUUAAAUAAAGUGGGUUACUAACUGACUUACUUGGUUAAAUGAAGGUUCAAUAAAGGUUUUCCCUGACCAUUCAUGUGACAUGUGUCCGUCUCUCCUCAGAUGUCGGCCAUUGAGAACAUGGCGGAGAAGCUGGAGACGUUUGGUUCACUUAACCCCGAGUCAGGUGACCUGAUGCGCUCCGUCCCCUCCAUGUUUGACUUCCGAGCCCCGCCCACUGCCCUCCCCGAGACGCUACUGCGCAAGGGCAAGGAGCGCUACACCUGCAGGUAACUACAGAAACCGUUUACGCGCAUCAGGUGAUUUUAUCCAACUGUAUUGAAAAAAAUGUAUUUUGUCUUCACACUACUUCAUCUCUGAUUUUGGCCUCGUGACUUUCUGAUUGAAAGUCCCAUGGUUUUGGUCAAUUCCUAUUUCUAUACUUCUAAAUUCAUAAAUUGAGUUGGAUUGAAUUUAAUUUGAUUGAAUUGAAUUGAAUUGGAAUAGACCCUAAACCUGAAAAGUUCAUAUGUCCUUGAGUGUAUGGCCUAUUUCCAUUCCAUGUCCUUGAGACAAACUUCUACUUAAUUUCCAUGGCUGGCCAGUGUAAACCCUUUGAGGUGACUGUGUGUGCUGUGUUACUCAGUGAAGGGCCGUGCUUGGCCCCCUUUCUCUCCCACUGUUUACCCAGGGAGUUGGCCCUGAUUAGCAGAUUAAUAUGAGAGGCUUUGGGACCCUGGCGGUGCUUUGAUCUAACGCUUUGCUGUGUGUGUGGACACACCCACUCUCUGCACCUCACCAUUGCUACGUUAAACUCACUCACACAAAUUCCAUUAGCUUCAAGCACUGAGUGUGGGAGUGAAAUUAAUAUUCAAAUAGCUAUUUGUUAGUGGAAUUAUGCAACCAUAAGACGAUGCAUAAAUUAUGUUGCACUCAAGGAUGUUUUAUCAGUUAAUUGAUAGAGAUAUAGUAAUAGGUAUUCUUUUGAAUCUAUUUAGAUUUAUAGUGAAAAGGUAUUUUUCCUAUUGUGAAUUGUGUGUUGUCAAUGCUGCAUGUUCUAAGAUAUAUCAUACAGUCCAGUCUAAAGUUUGGACACACCUACGCAUUCAAGAGUUUUUCUUUAUUUUUACAAUGUUCUACAUUGUAGAAAAAUAGUGAAGACAUCAAAACUAUGAAAUAACACAUAUGGAAUCAUGUAGUAACCAAAAAAGUGUUAAACAAAUCAAAUAUAUUUUCUAUUUGAGAUUCUUCAAAGUAGCCACCCUUUGCCUUGAUGACAGCUUUGCACGCUCUUGGCAUUCUCUCAAUCAGCUUCAACUGGAAUGCUUUUCCAACAGUCUUGAUAUAACACUUUUUUUGGUUGCUAGAUGAUUCCAUAUGUGUUAUUUCAUAGUUUUGAUGUCUUCACUCUUAUUCUACAAUAUAGAAAAUAGUAAACAAAAUUAAGAAAACCCUUGAAUGAGUAGGUGUGUCCAAACGUUUGACUUGUACUGUAUAUAUUUGAAUACAUUUCCUGCUGGUAAUUUUACUCUAAGAUGUAUGGUGACAUGAGGUGUUCUCUGCCCCACAGAUACUGCGGUAAACUAUUCCCACGGUCUGCCAACCUGACCCGCCACCUAAGGACACACACAGGAGAGCAACCGUAUAGGUAACACUCACACACACACACACACACAUCAUGUGUAAACAUUCCUAGCAUUAAAGGAGGGUCAGCCGUGGGAUGAGGGAUGUGGGAACAGGGAGUGUGAUCAUGCCGUGCUGACAGGAUGACGUCCCUCUAACCCUCCUCCAACGUCAGUUUGUCUCACCCCACGAGCACAGACAAUACUGAACGAAGACAGGACAGCUUUUCAACACAGUAUAAGUAAUCUGUUAAUGUCUGUCAGAUAGCCUACACACUUUCACAUAGACACACAAAGACCCAUAAAAAAAACACAAAAGCAUACUGGACCCAAGCAUGAACACACAACCAUAAACACAUACACACACUUUCUCAGAGAACGUUAUCAGACACACUGAUUCCUCCCAGACAGCCAUCGUUCAUCUAUCAGACCCAGUCCGCUGCUACACGGAUGUUUUCCCAGAGAAUUCCUGUCCACAGUUUGGGCAGCAUUCUUGUAUGUUUUCCUACGCCGUUAAAAGCUUGGAACAAUUAUCAUUCUACUAAAUAAUUUGCCUUAUGAAAAAUGGUGGCCGAUGUCUUGGUGACAGGAGGGGGGUUUGAACUUGAAGAUGGGGGGAGGGUGUGGCAGGGAGAGGGAAGGGGGAGGGGAGGGGGAGAGGGGGGGUAGUAAAGAAGGAAGUUUGGUGAAUAAUGGGGGUGAUGAGGAGUGCGGGCAGAUGUCCGGGGUUAGCAGCUGGAAUAAUGACUGUGAUGUCGGAGGGGGCGACUCGGAGCACACACACACACACACACACACACACAGAGACACACACACACACACACACAGUACACAGUCCAGGAGAGGCCAGUUGACCACAGGGGAGAACCUCAGGCCUCUGCAGCCCGCCUGAUAGAUUGAGCCUCUACCCACUGGCACAUCAUUAAAGAUCUCUGCUGUUUAUUGCAAUUUUUGCGAAGAUAACAGGGUGCUCCUGAGGGACGGCCAAUCGGGUGAGCUAAUUCCAGCUAGAAGAAAAGAUGUAAUCAUCUUGUAUAAUUUUGCAUGGAGGAGGGGGGGCUAUGCUCGAACAGAUGUGGAGGGGUUUCUAACAGAUUUGUUGCAUGCCUGUUUUGUGAGAGAAGAAUGUGAUUUGUAUUGCGCUGGCGGGAGAUAAGAGACAGAGCUGGUUUCACCUUGAACGAGCUCCUCCAUCAUGUCUGAGAGAGAGAGAGUGGGGGAUGGCGGGGGCUGGCCAUGAAUACGUGUGUGUGUGUGUGUUCCACUGUGAAUGUGUACAGUAUCAUUCAAAUAGGGGUGAUUGUUAAAACCUCUUAAGGAUCUGACCCUUUUUUUCAAUUUUCACCUAAAAUGACAUUCCCAAAUCUAACUGUCUGUAGCUCAGGACCUGAAGCAAGAAUAUGCAUAUUCUUGAUACCAUUUGAAAGGAAACACUUUGAAGUUUGUGGAAAUGUUAAAUUAAUUUAGGAGACUAUAACACAUUAGAUCUGGUAAAAGAUAACACAAACAAAAAAACAUGCAUUUUCUAUUUUUCUUUUUGUUUCAUCAUCUUUUAAAUGCAGUUUAGGCGCAAUUUAGAUAUUGGCCACUAGAUGGCAGCAGUGUGUGUAUGCAAAGUUUCAGAUUGAUCCAGUGAAGCAUUGCAAUACUAGACUAUUUUGUAUCAAGUCUGCCCAAAUGUGCCGAAUUGGUCAAUUGAUACAUUUUAAAGUACAUAACUAUAGACAACAUGCAAAAAUGAUAUGGUAAUAGAAAAUGUAAGUUUACACACUCCCAGGAAUGUCAUACAUGAUGGAUCAUUAGUUUAUACACUAACUUUCACACAUCUAGAUGGCCGGGCGGGGUGGGUGUGGAGCCAGAGACAGCAGGGGUUCAAACUGUAGAACCAAGUUCCUACAUUUGAAUAUAAAAAUUGAUUUGAUCAAACAAAACUAUGCUACAUUUUAUCUCUGGGACCCUUGGGAUGACAAAUCAGAAUGUAAGUACAUUAUUUACCUUCAGAGGUGAAUGUAUCAAACCAGCUGCUGUGAUACGUUUUUUGUUGUUGUGCACUCUCCUCAAACAAAAGCAUGGUAUUUUUUCACUGUAAUAGCUACUUUAAAUUGGCAGUGCAGUUAGAUUAACAAUAAUUUAAGCUUUCUGCCCAUAUAAGACAUGUCUACAGUGAGGGGAAAAAGUAUUUGAUCCCCUGCUGAUUUUGUACGUUUGCCCACUGACAAAGAUAUGAUCAGUCUAUAAUUUUAAUGGUAGGUUUAUUUGAACAGUGAGAGACAGAAUAACAACAAAAAAAUCCAGAAAAAUGCAUGUCAAAAAUGUUUUGCAUUUGAUUUGCAUUUUAAUGAGGGAAAUAAGUAUUUGACCCCUCUGCAAAACAUGACUUAGUACUUGGUGGCAAAACCCUUGUUGGCAAUCACAGAGGUCAGACGUUUCUUGUAGUUGGCCACCAGGUUUGCACACAUCUCAGGAGGGAUUUUGUCCCACACCUCUUUGCAGAUCUUCUCCAAGUCAUUAAGGUUUCGAGCCUGACGUUUGGCAACUCGAACCUUCAGCUCCCUCCACAGAUUUUCUAUGGGAUUAAGGUCUGGAGACUGGCUAGGCCACUCCAGGACCUUAAUGUGCUUCUUCUUGAGCCACUCCUUUGUUUCCUUGGCCGUGUGUUUUGGGUCAUUGUCAUGCUGGAAUACCCAACCACGACCCAUUUUCAAUGCCCUGGCUGAGGGAAGGAGGUUCUUACCCAAGAUUUGACGGUACAUGGCCCCGUCCAUCGUCCCUUUGAUGCGGUGAAGUUGUCCUGUCCCCUUAGCAGAAAAACACCCCCAAAGCAUAAUGUUUCCACCUCCAUGUUUGACAGUGUGGAUGGUGUUCUUGGGGUCAUAGGCAGCAUUCCUCCUCCUCCAAACACGGCGAGUUGAGUUGAUGCCAAAGAGCUCGAUUUUGGUCUCAUCUGACCACAACACUUUCACCCAGUUCUCCACUGAAUCAUUCAGAUGUUCAUUGGUAAACUUCAGACGGGCCUGAAUAUGUGCUUUCUUGAGCAGGGGGACCUUGCGGGCGCUGCAGGAUUUCAGUCCUUCACGACAUAGUGUGUUACCAAUUGUUCUCUUGGUGACUAUGGUCCCAGCUGCCUUGAGAUCAUUGACAAGAUCCUCCCGUGUAGUUCUGGGCUGAUUCCUCACCAUUCUCAUGAUCAUUGCAACUCCACGAGGUGAGAUCUUGCAUGGAGCCCCAGGCCGAGGGAGAUUGACAGUUAUUUUGUGUUUCUUCCAUUUGCGAAUAAUAAAACUGUUGUCACCUUCUCACCAAGCUGCUUGGCGAUGGUCUUGUAGCCCAUUCCAGCCUUGUGUAGGUCUACAAUCUUGUCCCUGACAUCAUUGGAGAGCUCUUUGGUCUUGGCCAUGGUGGAGAGUUUGGAAUCUGAUUGAUUGCUUCUGUGGACAGGUGUCUUUUAUACAGGUAACAAGAUGAGAUUAGGAGCACUCCCUUUAAGAGUGUGCUCCUAAUCUCAGCUCGUUACCUGUAUAAAAGACACCUGGGAGCCAGAAAUCUUUCGGAUUGAGAGGGGGUCAAAUACUUAUUUCCCUCAUUAAAAUGCAAAUCAAUUUAUAACAUUUUUGACAUGCGUUUUUCUGGAUUUUUUUGAUGUUAUUCGGUCUCUCACUGUUCAAAUAAACCUACCAUUAAAAUGAUAGACUGAUAAUUUCUUUGUCAGUGGGCAAACGUACAAAAUCAGCAGGGGAUCAAAUACUUUUUUCCCUCACUGUAUGUCCUGGAAGGUUUGCUGUUACUUACAACAGUCAUGCUAAUCACAUUAGCACACGUUAGCUCAACAGUCCCUUAUAUGGGACACCGAUCCUGUAGAGGUUAAAGGGAUACUUCAGAGUCAGAUUCAUUUAUGGAUACCAUUUGUAUGUCUCUGCAUCCAGUAUGAAGGAGGUUAGAGGUAGUUUGGCAAGUCAAGGCUAACUAGCGUUAGCGCAAUGACUAGAAAGUCUAUGGUAUCUACUAGCAUGCUAGCAGUUACCAUAGACCUCCAGUAAUUGCGCAAACACUAGUUAGCAAUUGCAGUAACGCUAGUUAGCAACUUCCUUCAAACUGCACGCAGAGAUAUAUAAAUGGUAUCCAUGAGUUCAUAUGACUCUGGGGAAGUAGAUAAUAAUAAUAAUAAUAAUAAUAAUAAUAUGCCAUUUAGCAGACACUUUUAUCCAAAGCGACUUACAGUCAUAGAUGAAGGGCUUCAUUGCAAAAAUCCUGAAGUAUCCCUUUAAGACCUAUGUCUUUGUUUGUGUGUAUGCUUUUACUGUAUCUACUCCAGCAUGUGUGUAGUGUAUUUGUAUCGUUCCCCAUGAGUCCCACCUGUUUUGACCUCUAGGAGUGACCCCUACCUAUCUGCCUCCUCAGGUGUAAGUACUGCGACCGCUCGUUCAGCAUCUCCUCCAACCUGCAGCGCCACAUCCGCAACAUCCACAACAAGGAGAAGCCCUUCAAGUGUCACCUGUGUGACCGCUGCUUCGGCCAGCAGACUAACCUGGACCGCCACCUCAAGAAGCAUGAGAACGGUAACCUCUCAGGUGAGAGAGCCUCUCAAUCAAUCAAUCAAUCAAAUGUAUUUAUAAAUACAAAGUAGUUUGUUACAAAGUGCUUUACAGAAACCUAGGAAAUUAACCUGUUUAGUACUAGUGUACGUACAUCCUGUAACUUGCAGGUGCAGGGUGUCAUGUAGAAAUCUUCCUAGCGUGAAAUAGUUCCCAAUCGUUCUGAUUGUGACAUCAUGUUGUAAAAUUUCUCACAGCGUAAUAAUGUUCCCAGCUCUUUAUAUGGAUGGCUGAGCUCGUGCGGAUGUCUCUCUCUCUCACCCUCGCUCACCCUUGAUUUAGCUAGCUAGCUGGUGGAGAUGGCUUGUUCUCAGAGGUGUGCCGUUUUAGCUUGUUUGUAUAUCUAAAUACAAAAAAUAACGUAAGGAAAGAAACACAGAUACAGGUUUUAAUGCUCCCGCAGUUUUAUUGUGAAAUGUUUCGACCCUUACGGACUCCUUUGGGUCCAAACGUUGCACAAUAAAACUGCAGGAGCAUUCAACAGUGUGUGUGUAUCUAUCUUUCUUGAAAUGAACUGGUGACCAACAAAACUGCUGAUGAUUCAAAUUGGAUAUAUUUAUAUACUGCAUGAGCACUCACUCACCCUCAAUUGCCUCCGUAAAUUCUCCAGCUGUAUAUAAUGUGAAAUGUAAUUUACUUACGGUUAAAUAAGGCAUUUGGGGUAGCUAAGAAAUUAGAUUAAAUAAAUCUGUCGUCCGUCUCCGCGACAACACAAUUGCACUCUGAAUGUUCGGCAACUCAGCUGCUUUCGGCGGUACAAAUCAUCGCUGGUUGAGUUUGAUAGGUCGCUCUACGUCGCAGCGACUCACUGAAUCACAUCAGAAACAUGGAGGCAAGCAGGCGACACCUGUCCAGACACCUGUUGUAAAGCUAGUCCAGUUGAUCAGAUACAUUCACUUAUUAAAGCAAACAUUGGCGUUCUCUGGAAACCUAGAGACUCAUACACUUGGUCCCAUCACUUAGUAGAGUCAAGAUAAUAUUGGUUCACUUAAAUACAGUGGCGGCUCCUGAAAAAAUUCUCAGGGGGGGCAAUUUUUCUGGUGAUUUAGGUGACCUACACACAUUGGGCGGCAGGUAGCUUAGUGGUUAAGAGCGUUGUGCCAGUAACCGAAAGGUCGCUGGUUCUAAUCCCCGAGCUGACUAGGUGAAAGAUCUGUCGAUGUGCCCUUGAGCAAGGCACUUAACCCUAAUUGCUCAUGUAAGUCGCUCUGGAUAAGAGCGUCUGCUAAAUGACAAUAAAUAAAUAAAAUAAAAUAAAAAAAGAUAUGUCCAGCAACAACAUGAAGACAGGGGCAGCAUAUAAGUCAAUACUGAUAUACACAUUACUUGCUUCAAAAAGGCCUCAUGGUUGAAUUGGAAAUAUGUGCACCUGAGCAUAAUUCACAACAAGCAAGCAGGAGCUUUUGAUAGAGGCUACUGAAAACAUUGAUGCAAGUUAUUGGUAAUAAGACAUUUUUAUAGACUUCCAUAUUCUGCCCUCUUGUAUAGAUUUGUGAAAAUGAACAGUGAUAGACAUUUUGCCUGAAAACAGAAUUUGAAAAUAAUUUCUAGAAAAGGUAAACACAGCUAUCUGUAUGGCUUUGUAAAAAUGAACAACCAUAUUCUGGCCAAUUGUAUAGAUUUGUAAAUAUGAACAACCAUAUUCUGGCCAAUUGUAUAGAUUUGUAAAAAUGAACAUGAACAGAUUUUUUUUUAUUUUUACUUUAAAAAAAAUGAAAAAUAACUAUUUUAAACAACAUCAACUGUGAACUGAUUUGGGCGUGUGUGUGUUAAAGAGACAGACAGGGAGGGACAAAGAGAGAGAGAGGCUACAUUACUUGUACUGAAACUGUUCUAGCUUGCUGCAUGAUCAAAUUCAGCUGAUGCGCAUAGCAAUGCAUGUAAUGGGCAUUCUUGAAAUGCUCACGCACAUUUUGCUGCACACCAGCAUUCUCUCCCCUCAUCACACUGGCUCCAUCGUAAGCUUGCGCAAUGAGUUUGACUUUCUCGUCGUCGGCAAAAAGACCGUUCAGUCUCUCCAAAAGCACACUGGCGAUUGAGACUGAGGUUGAUUCCGAGAUGGGAAGGAACUCAAAAAAGCGCUCCUGCACUUUGUGGUUGCUAUCUAUGUACCUCAGCACAAGCACCAGCUGUGUCUGUGUAGAAACGUCCGUGGUCUCGUCAGCUUGGAUAGCUACGAAGUUCGCCGACUUCACCUCCUCCACAAUAUGUUCCCUCAUGACCGCUAGCAUACACUCCAGUAGCUCGUUUUGAAUGGUCUUUGAUGUGCCCUUGAAAACUUUAGCAUUUUUAAGAUGGUCAUCAAACACCUAAUCUAAUUGUGCCACAAAGUUGACAAGUCCAAGAAAAAUACCAGGGUUGGUGGAGCCCUCAGUUUCAUCUUUGCCUCGCAAAGCUAGCCAUCUUGACAGUAGUACGUGAAUUGAUUGACGCUGCUACCCGCUCUUUUCUUAGUUAUGUUCAUGGUUACUUAUGUUACGUAUGACGAAAGCGCGUAAGUGCAAGCCCUCCCGGAACCCAUAGAGAUUGUAUUGAAAGCUCUGAUAUUUGAAAAAAAAAAGAUUUUACAUGAGAGUCUAUGAGAGACUCCUGGGCGAUUUUCAACCUGACUGAAAUCGCCCCAAAAGGGGCGGGGCCAUUUGAAGCACGACUUUAGCCUGAUUGGACAUUUAGUGGCAGAUCAGACGUCUAGAUUAGAACACUGAUAACUACUGUUGCCGUGAUAUAAUUGAUUAGAAAAAAAAUCCCUUCCUUUUCCCGUUUGGCAGUGCGUCGCCCAUAUCGCCCUAAUGAACACACCGCCCCUGCUUAAAUAUAUACUUACUAUACUCUCUACCGGAUACUAUCUUGGGGAUUAGUACUGCCAGGUAAAACAGACUACAGGGUUAGGGUCUGCCUUGUCAAUUCUGGAAGUAAACUGAAAUUCCAAUUCCAAAUUGGACUGAAUUGAAAUGGAACAAUUGACCUCAACCCUGCAGUAACUUUACUUCCGGGUAAUAAGGCCAGUGUAAGUGUGCUAUUCCUGCAGGCCUUGGUCUAACACCAACAGGAGAUACAGUACAUACUGGUACACCAGGCCAGUGUGGGAUUGGUUUCUCGUCAAGUAUCUGAUUCCAAAUAGUUUAUUGUCAUCCAAAGGGAAAUCCAAUGGGGCUGUCACUGUGGUCUUAAUUGUAUUAUUUUAAUAUAUUAAAACUGACUGAUUAUAAUGUUGUCUUUCUGUAGGCACGGCUGCAUCCUCCCCUCGGUCAGAGCUGGACAGCAGCAGCGCCAUCCUGGACGACAAAGAGGACUCCUACUUCAACGAAAUACGAAACUUUAUCGGCAACACAGGCCAGAACCAGCUGUCCCCUGACCAUUCUGAGGAAGGGUAAGUCAUAUGUUUUGUCUGGAUGAGCGUGUGAAUGUGCAUAUAAUAUAUGUAUGUGUGUGUCAAAAAAAAAUGCUUUGACAAACAGUAUACACAUUCAUCAUUCAUCUUAUCCUCUGUAACACACACACACACACACAUGCACACAUGCACACACACAAACGAGAGGCCUGAUUUUCUGCAGCACAUAUUCAGUGCUUGAGGCUAAACAGGGAGAUGAUUAUAGACAAACAUGGGUGGACACGGCCUCUCUGUGCUGGCCUGCUGGGGCAUUCUGAUGCACUUCAGCCUUUAUUCAUUUCUGUGUGUGUGUGUGUGUGUGUGUGUGUGUGUGUGUGUGCGUGUUUGUGUGUGUGCGUGUUUGUGUGUGUGCAAGCAUGUGUGUAUUAAUGAACAUGUCGUCCAGGGAGGUUCGGAGCAACAAACAAUCAUCACUGACGACAUCUGGGAUAAUUACCACAUUUGGAAACAUGCAGGAGCUUUUUACAACUGUUGACUUUCGGCCAUGCAUGUGCACCGGUAUCGGCCUUGCAUACAAUUAUGUCUGAUGAUUAUGCAAAUCAAUUCUUGGAAAACUAUGAUCAGCUUGGGGAUAGCUGUUGGCUACAAGUCGGGGGGUUUAUUUUUAUGUGCCUUGUGUUUGAUCAUGUGCUAGAGAUCUUUCAAAGUUUUGAUUGUGUAAAAAAGGGGUUGUGGGUGCAGGCGGUGGAGCGUCAGAGAGACGUGGGGAGAGAGGGGGGGAGGGGGGUGAGACAGGGGAAGGCGGGAGGGGGGGGUCUGCAGCCUGUGAGUGACUAGCUCCCACAUCUGGAACCAACAUGUCCGCCUACAGGAGAAAGUCAGAGAAGGUGGGGUCAAGGGUUCGGCCCGUGUUUCCUUUCAAAGUGCGGCGCUCCUGACUACUUCUGAUAGAUACUUUAUCCCCAGCAAAUUACCACGUUUGAAAGCGUAAUUAGCGAAUCUGUUUUCUUAAUCACGGAGGCUCUCGUCUCGGCCGGCGCUGCUGGUCUCGCUAUGCGGUGCGCUGCGAUGUCGACGACAUGGCAACUACCGCCUUGGCAGCCCUGGCCCUCUCCCAGUCCCACCCAGGGGGCGCGUUGCUUUUCAACUCUGUCCAAUUCCUGCUAUAAUCGCCCCACUCUGAUAAAUGCUAGAGAUGGAUAGCAGAUAGCAGAUAGCCUUGUGCUAAAAUAUGUACCGCAAUUAUUCUCCCACUCCUUCUCUUCACGACUCAUUGCAAACUCAGCUUUCUUCUCCUUCAAAUAGAUCAUUUCCUGGAUACUUCAGGGUCCUCUAAUCUACGAGGUGAUUUUGGCGGGUGUAGAACUAGGGUCCACAGCCAGACUUUGUGUGCUAGCCUCGUCUAGAAAAAGACAUAGUUGGGAGCUGACGAGAGACGUCCCAGAGUGUAAUUAGUGAAUCCGUCUUAAUGUGGUUCCAGAUGAUUUACCAAAUGGUGGUUUCCUGAGGCUGCAGAGACAGUUGGCAGAUUAAACCCCAGUCAGGUUUUGAUAGCUGGGCCUUUUCUCUCCGUGGGGACCAGGGAAAUGGACCGCUUGGCAAGGCCCUCAUAACUCUCCCACCAAAUGGGGCUGUCAGCUAAAUAUUUUGCCUAUUAGAUGAAUCUGAGAUAGAAGGAAAAUAAACAACAGGAGAGGCUGAGCAGUGCUGUUAAGUGCUGCAGCGAUCAGUGAGACGCUCAAGAGCCUGUGCCCAGAGAGGCCCUCGAGACUCGAUGACAAACGGGAUUCCGGCUCUGCCUCUCUCUGCCCCAGCUCAGCUGCCAUGGCUUGCUCCGCGCUGCUCUGCUCUACCUACUCGCUCUCUCUCUACCCUCUCUCUACUCCCAUUGUUCACUCAGGAAGGAGGGACUCUUACAGGGACUGACUGGACAAAAUACAUUUCAUUAUAACGUUUUCUGUAAGAAUGUGUGUGAGUUAGCCUUGUAUCCAUAAGUAUAUGGUGUAUGGCAAUGAUAGAAGGUUAGAAUUGGCUUCAGCACAAACAGUAUGGAUACAACGUGGCUAAGUGUGAGUGUGUAUAUUGCUGAUGUAAAGGUUUUGCAGUACUCUGCUAGUGAUGUGCUAGGUUUUACUCAUGUAUUUCCUGGUCUCCACUCCUAGGUUGAACGGUGGUUCUUUCGAGGAGGAGAAGCCCCUGAUUGUCAGCCACGGGUCACUUGACCUGGAGGAGGGGGAGGGGGAGGAGCUUGGCGCCAAGGAGGAGGAAGGGGAGCAGAGAGACUCCGCUGCUGGGAAACCUAGAGACGAAGCUCCCCCCAGCAACCUAGAUGAUGACAUCAUACACAACGAAAUAGAAUUUGAUGGACCUAGCGAUUUGGAGCUCAACUGCAAGACCUCCCCAAGGAGGUAAGAGUAGUGGGGAUAUGCCUCCAGCAUAAAUAUCCACUCACACAACCAUGGAGACUAAAAUAUAUGGACACAUACGUAUAUGUACCAAGCUGAGACAUUGUGACAGUAUAUUGGCAUUCUUUAAACCCCCUGAAGGGAUCAUUGAAUGGAAUUGAGUUGAUUUGAAUUGAAUUGAAUUGAAUUGAGUUGAAUUAAAUUAAAUUAAUUUAAGUUGAGAUGAGAAGUUGAAUUAAAUGUUGACAGGGAUUCGGUUGUCUCCCUCCUCUCCAGCUAUGAGGAGGAGGAGGAUCAGAGUAGCUACUCUGCACACGAUCACAUCCGUCACUUCUCUGACAUGCAUAAGAUGGAGGACAGUGAGUUCAGUGACGGGGACGGCACUGCUUUCGGCUCCCCCAGCCUGCCUGAGGCCGUCAAACAGCCCCUGUACAGGAAAUCCAAGUCCCAGGUAAAGUGUGUGUGUUUGAUGUGUGUGUGUGUGCGUGUGUGUGUGUGUGAGAUAUAACAUGAUAAUGUACGAAAAAGUGUGAAAAUGUAUGUACAGUCGUGGUCAAAAGUUUUGAGAAUGACAUAAAUAUUAAUUUUCACAAAGUCUGCUGCCUAAGUUUUUAUGAUGGCAAUUUGCAUAUACUCCAGAAUGUUAUGAAGAGUGAUCAGAUGAAUUGCAAUGAAUUGCAAAGUCCCUCUUUGCCAUGAAAAUUAACUUAAUCCCAAAAAAACAUUUCCACUGCAUUUCAGCCCUGCCACAAAAGGACCAGCUGACAUCAUGUCAGUGAUUUCUCGUUAACACAGGUGAGAGUGUUGACAAGGACAAGGCUGGAGAUCACUCUGUCAUGCUGAUUGAGUUAGAAUAACAGACUGGAAGCUUUAAAAGGAGGGUGGUGCUUGAAAUCAUUGUUCUUCCUCUGUUAACCAUGGUUACCUGCAAGGAAACACGUGCCAUCAUCAUUGUUUUGCAUAAAAAGGGCUUCACAGGCAAGGAUAUUGCUGCUAGUAAGAUUGCACCUAAAUCAACCAUUUAUCGGAUCAUCAAGAACUUCAAGGAGAGAGGUUCAAUUGUUGUGAAGAAGGCUUCAGGGUGCCCAAGAAAGUCCAGCAAGCCCCAUGACCUUCUCCUAAAGUUGAUUCAGCUGCGGGAUCAGGGCACCACCAGUGCAGAGCUUGCUCAGGAAUGGCAGCAGGCAGGUGUGAGUGCAUUUGCACGCACAGUGAGGCGAAGACUUUUGGAGGAUGGCCUGGUGUCAAGAAGGGCAGCGAGGAAGCCACUUCUCUCCAGGAAAAAUAUCAGGGACAGACUGAUAUUCUGCAAAAGGUUCAGGGAUUAGACUGCUGAGGACUGGGGUAAAGUCAUUUUCUCUGAUGAAUCCCCUUUCCAAUUGUUUGGGGCAUCUGGAAAAAAGCUUGUCUGGAGAAGACAAGGUGAGCGCUACCAUCAGUCCUGUGUCAUGCCAACAGUAAAGCAUCCUGAGACCAUUCAUGUGUGGGGUUGCUUCUCAGCGAAGGGAGUGGGCUCACUCACAAUUUUGCCUAAGAACACAGCCAUGAAUAAACAAUGGGACCAACACAUCCUCCGAGAGCAACCAUCCAAGAACAGUUUGGUGACAAACAAUGCCUUUUCCAGCAUGAUGGAGCACCUUGCCAUAAGGCAAAAGUGAUAACUAUGUGGCUCGGGGAACAAAACAUCUACAUUUUGGGUCCAUGGCCAGGAAACUCCCCAGACCUUAAUCCCAUUGAGAACUUGUGGUCAAUCCUCAAGAGGCGGGUGGACAAACAAAAACCCACAAAUUCUGACAAACUCCAAGCAUUGAUUAUGCAAGAAUGGGCUGCCAUCAGUCAGGAUGUGGCCCAGAAGUUAAUUGACAGCAUGCCAGGGCAGAUUGCAGAGGUCUUGACAAAGAAGGGUCAACACUGCAAAUAUUGACUCUUUGCAUAAACUGAAUGUAAUUGUCAAUAAAAGCCUUUGACACUUAUGGAAUGCUUGUAAUUAUUCUUCAGUAUAUCAUAGUAACAUCUGACAAAAAUAUCUAAAAACACUGAAGCAGCAAACUUUGUGAAGACCAAUACUUGUGUCAUCUCAAAACUUUUGACCACGAUUGUACUCACUACAGUAAGUCACUCUGAAUAAGACUAAAAUGUAAAUGCAUGUGUGUGUGUGGUGGGGGGGCAAUGCGUAUAUAUGCAACUGUGCGUGUGUGCUCAUGCAUUUGUGUGAGUGUGUAUGUACACUUUAGGUGUGUAUUGGAGUCAACCUGUCCUCCCUCUCCCUCUCCCCAGGCGUACGCCAUGAUGCUGUCUCUGGCUGACAAGGACGCACUCCACCCAGCCAACCACACACCAGCCACCAUGUGGCACAGCCUGGUGCGGGCCGCUGCUGAGUCCAGUGCCAUCCAGUCCCUCAGCCAUGUAUGAUACCCCGAUCCCUAACCCCUGACCCCUAAACCCCCCGACCCCGACCUAUCGCACUGGGAGCCCUUGGGGGCCGUCAGCGGGGCCCCUGGCCCUUGGCCCGUCACAGACUGCUGAGCAGAACCACGGCCCAUCUGACUGCUGAGCAGAAUACCUUACACACGAGCAGGGUCACCGUCCACAGAGAACCACCCAGCCCAGCCCAGCCAAGCCCAGCCCUCCAAGAGAUCCAACAAAACAUCCCUCCUGAGACCUUAAAUUGA